Molecule: messenger RNA, 1554 nt
Organism: Penicillium canariense
Lineage: Eukaryota; Fungi; Ascomycota; Eurotiomycetes; Eurotiales; Aspergillaceae
Exons: 3
Coding region: 1-1554 (517 amino acids)
Cellular component (GO): nucleus
Source: RefSeq, a predicted model, not a curated record
AUGAACUCGAGUGCCCCGCCGUGGCGUGCGACAGCUUGGGCCCCGACCUCGACGCCCGUUGCUUCCCAAGUCUCUGCGGCCCCUGCCUAUAUUCCAGUACAAGCACGUCGUAGCCUUGCCUCUAAUAAGAUCAAUCAUCUACCUUCCAACGGAUCCCCGGCUCCGCAACCCAACAUGUCGGCAGCGGACGAAGCCCCUCGGCCUCGCGUGGAAUUCCCGCCCGCGGUGCGCCUUUACGUGCAACGAUGCUUUGCUCCCGAGAACCAGGUUGCCAGUGUGAGCCACUCCGAAAUGCAAGAGAAGCUGCGACACGUUAUUACCGAUGCGGCGGAGAAUCAUAAGCUCGACAUGAUCGACUGGGAGCGGCUGGCCCUGCCGCAGGUCAUGAUUCAAAAUGAACGCAACAAGAUUCUGGCCAACCCGAGUGUCUCGAAUUGGGGAAUGUCCAGUCUACCGUCUUCCCCAGGAGACACCGGUCGCAAGAGGAAAUCAACAGAUACCAACCAGCAGCAGUCCGGGAAAGAGUCGCCACCAUGGAGAAAAGCUAACAAUCGCAAUCGGUUUGAGGACCGAGUCACUUACCCGUCCACAGAGAAGAAACAACGAAUGACACUGGAUGACUCUAGUAAGUCAAAAGCUAAUUUGGAGAUGAGGAAGAAGCGUUUUGAGGGCGUCGGCUAUGGAAACUCUGGCACUUCAUCCCCAGUCGACUCGCCCUCGCGCAGCGUCGACCCGGACCAAGGACCCGUAGUGGGACGCUGCCAAACUCUGGAAAAGAACUACUUCCGCCUGACAUCUGCUCCCAAUCCGGAUACUGUCCGCCCGUUACCGGUCCUCCAGAAGGCCCUGGACUUGUUAAAAAAGAAAUGGAAGCAGGAGGGCAACUACACCUACAUAUGUGACCAGUUCAAGUCGCUGCGCCAGGACCUGACGGUGCAGCAUAUCCGGAACGAGUUCACGGUCCUUGUCUACGAGAUCCACGCACGCAUCGCCUUGGAGAAGGGGGAUCUUGGUGAGUAUAAUCAGUGCCAGACCCAGCUGCGGGUUCUGUACGCGCAGCAGCUGGGCGGGCAUCCGACGGAAUUCAAGGCAUACCGUAUUCUUUAUUUCAUUUACACGCGCAAUUGGACGGCCAUGAACGAUGCGCUAGCCGACGUGACUGCAGAAGACAAGCAAGACCUCGCCGUCAAGCAUGCUCUCGACGUUCGCUCCGCCCUCGCACUCGGCAACUACCACCGCUUCUUCCAGUUGUACCUCGACACUCCCAACAUGGGGGCAUACCUCAUGGACAUGUUUGUCGAUCGGGAGCGGUUGACUGCUCUUGCUGCCAUAUGUAGAGCGUACAAACCCGAUGUCAAUAUCCGAUUCAUCACGGAAGAGCUGGGCUUCGAGUCCGAUGAGCAGACCGCGCGUUUCAUCCUAGAUCACUCGUCCGAGGACACCCUCGAAGAGAAACACGGGUCUGUGAGGCUCUUGACCAGCAAGGCGGCCGCGCGGUUUGAGCAAGCCAAAGCCGAAGCCAACCGUAUCGUCGACAUCAAGGGCCAGAUUUAA